UCCCCGGGUCCCCCCACCCCCCUCCCGCGCGCUUUGACGUCGGCCGCGGGCUGCCCGGGGCUCCUGGCAUUGGCUGGCAAAGUCGAUUGUCUGGGGCGGCUGCUGUUACACUUAGGCUGGGUCUCCGGGCCGGGAGGAAGCAGGCGUGUGUUGAAUUUCUCUUUGACCCUCACGGUGGAAUAAACAGGAAGCGAAGAGCACCCAGCCGGGCCCUGCACUUGUCUUUGUUGUGGGCUCUGCGCUCCACAAACUGGAGGAGGUUUCCCGGGACCCCUGCCUGGCGUGCCGUCUGGGUACGGCUGGGGGCGCGCCCUCAAGAAGAGAAACAGAGCACAGAGAACAGCCGAUCAGAACAGGCCAGACUCCCUGGUGAGGCUGAGACUGCCCAGUUUGUGGAAGAUGCUGGCCGCCUCAAGGCUGAGAAGCCCUUCAUCUUGAGGUGAGACAGCGGGUUUCAGCUGGACAGCUUCUCCAUUCCCGACCUCACCAUGGCUUCAACUCUCUGGCUGGAUGGCUGAUGUGACUGUGUGACCCCCAUGCUGUUGGACUGUGUGCCAUCCAGGUAGUGCCUGCUCACAGGGUGUGGGGAGCACAGCCAGUGGGCAUCAGAUGCUCCCAGAAGUUGGACCAGCAGAGUGAUGGACUUGGACAGGCUAAGAUGGAAGUGACCUGAGACCUCGCCCAGGCAGUUUCUUCACAACAGGACAAGUUAAGAAUCGAAACAGGCUUGUCUGGGGAGCAGUAUGCCGGAAGCUGGUUUUCAGGCCACAAACGCGUUCACAGAGUGCAAAUUCACCUGCACCAGCGGCAAAUGCUUGUAUCUUGGUUCACUGGUCUGUAACCAGCAGAAUGACUGUGGGGACAACAGUGACGAAGAAAACUGUCUCCUGGUGACCGAGCACCCACCUCCAGGCAUCUUCAACUCGGAGUUGGAGUUCGCACAGGUCCUCAUCAUUGUCGUGGUGGUCACAGUGAUGGUAGUGGUUGUUGUAUGCCUACUGAACCACUACAAAGUCUCCACACGUUCCUUCAUCAAUCGUCCCAACCAGAGCCAGAGACAAGAGGACGGGCUGCAGCCGGAAGGGUGUCUGUGGCCUUCUGACAGCUCCGUGCAGCGGCCAGGGGCUUCAGAGAUCAUGUGUGCCCCACGGGGCAGGGAUAGGUUUACCACCCCAUCCUUCAUCCAGAGGGAUCCGUUCAGCCGUUUCCAGCCCACCUACCCUUACGUGCAGCACGAGAUUGACUUGCCUCCCACCAUCUCCUUGUCAGACGGGGAAGAGCCGCCUCCUUACCAGGGACCCUGUACUCUGCAGCUCCGGGACCCAGAGCAGCAGAUGGAACUCAACCGAGAGUCUGUGAGGGCCCCACCCAACCGAACCGUGUUUGACAGUGACUUGAUAGACAUUUCUAUGUACAACGGGGGACCAUGCCCACCAAGCAGCCAUUCGGGCAUCAGUGCAGCUACCUGUAGCAGUAAUGGGAGGAUGGAGGGGCCACCCCCGACCUACAGCGAGGUGAUGGGCCACUACCCAGGCACCUCGUUCUUCCACCACCAGCAUAGCAACGCACACAGGGGCAGCAGACCACAGUUUCAGCCGAACAACUCAGAGGGCACGAUAGUACCCAUCAAGGGCAAAGACAGGAAGCCUGGAAACCUGGUCUGACUCCCUUCGGAGUGCACUUUGCAAGGAGAAAGAAACCUCGGCAGGGAGAGAGAGGCCAGCUGGCCCUCCCGCCACCAGUGUUGUCCAGCUUUACAUCCUACAGCUGAGUGAAACCAAAUGUGCAAACGUGGUCUUCGUUUCUGAUUCCUAUCCCGGGAAUUGCAUGCAAACAAGACUGAAACAAUACAAACUUCCAUCCGGUUUGACCACAAACGGUGUUCAUCUUGGGGUAGGGGUGGAGACGGGGGCUAGAGAUGGUGUGAGCUUGACAAAGGGUGUGCAGAGAAAAACCGAGGAUGCUUCAAAGACUUCAUGAAAGUAAGACCCCCAGAGGUAUUUUUGACAUAUUUAAUUCCAAGAGGAGACUGCAGAUAAAUGAGGGCCAGAAUGGCCUGUUUUUAUAAUUAACUGAAUAAAGAAGGAAGAAUUAUUAUAUAUUAUCAUGGGGAAGAAUCAGCCAGUUUGCUUUUUCUCCAAAGGUGUGAAACUUUUAUUUUGUUUUAAAAAUAUGAGUCAAAACUCCUGUUUUGUGUGCCAAGGUAUAAAGUGGGCAGAGGAGCGAGAGGAACUAAUUUGUGUUGUUAUAGUAUGCUUUAAGAUUGCACUAUCUUAAUGUUUAAAAUAUGAAUGAGGGAACUGUGUUGUGUGAAGUUCUGUAUGUUGUCUUGUCACCUAUGGAUGGCUAUGAUGCCCCAGGAUCACCCUGGAGAGUCCACAGAGUUAUACAAGAAAGGUAUUUGGGAAUGUGUCCCCGUGUUUACCAAGUUACAUACAUUUUAAAAGUGGUAUGUUGCAAGAACUUGCAGCCAGAAGCAGGGCACUACUGGAGUUAUUUGGAGAGGUCGGUGAAAAAGAAACACCUGCAUUGUGUAUCAAGUGUCACGCAAAGUGUCACGCAAAGCUAGCCUUAUUCCCAGCAGUGUCAGCAGCUUAGACUUUUUUUCACUGUAGCAUGAAAUAUAUUCAGAUACAUACCUUAUUUUAUGCAAUAAAUCGUUUAAAAUGCAAGGUGGUCAUUUUGUGUACUGCUGAAGUGUGUGGCACAGUGAGUCCUGUUGCCUCUCCUGUCCCAGGCAGCUCUGUUGAGUCCUGCAAGGAUGCUCUGUUCAGCACCUGGCACCAGCAGUUGCCCCCCCCCCCCCCCCGCCCCACCAAGCCCAUUUGGUUUCCAAAGUGCCAUGCUGGUGAUGGUUCCUUGUGCUUAAUAUGCCCCUGGGCCUGACUGAGGGGCAAGUUUGGCAUAAUAAGCCAUUCUAUAUCACCAGUGUUGUAUGUUAAAGGAAUCCAGUGCAGACCUACCAGACUCGUGCCACAGACUUACUUCUGCCUAGCCAGUCUUUGAAGUGUGGUCACCUAGCAAACGGAGAUAUGUGGGUGAGGGUGUGACUCAGGACAAGGCAUGGCAGGCAGAGUUGCAGCUGGACAAUGGCUUCUCAGUACUUGAAGUCAGUUUACCUUUGCUAAUGUUUAUAAACAACUAAAAAAAGAAACCCAACGACUUUCUUCUGCAGAUAUAAGUGCCAGCUCUGUAACUGCACCAUGGGGGGCUCAUCUGCAGUGGCAGGGUUUCUUUCUGGUGGUUUGGCCUCUGCUUGUAACAGAAUGAACCGGAAUGGAGAUGCAGCAGCAGUUUGACACCAAAUCAGUGUGCGUGUGUGCGUUACUGUUUCCAGAGGUGAUUAUAUGAGGUGAUUCUACUCUUUUCUGAGAACUAGAGAUGGUUUGAAGCCCCCAGUCCUUCUGACCCCAGGCUUCUCAUUUCUGCUUAUCUCAGUAGGCAGGCCACCGGCAUGGUCUGAGGCUUGAAAUCUCCAUGGGAUUUAUCUGUUUCACACAGUAGUAUCCAUAGGAAUACUCACAGUCAACAGGAGAGAGGACAGAAAGGCAACAGUUGUUAGCUCAUGCUUUGACACUGCUUGGAAGGGUGUACACGUGAGGGUCCCUGGGACUCUGGAGUUGCUUUUCUGUUGUGUCUGGUGACAUUCAGUGGCCUCUCAGGCUACAGGUUAACUGGGCCAAAGAUCACCUUUCCCACUUCCUUGAGACCUCCUGAAAAGUUUCUGGCUCCUGGUGACUUAUGUUUCCAGACUAUGCUUGGAUGGGGCCCUGAGAUAAAAUGGCAGAGAAGGGAGGUACAUGUCCUCACUGGCACCACACUGGUAGGGGAAGGUGAGAUUGUGGUUCUGCCAUUCCAAAUCUUAGCUGUAAUUUUGAUGAAGCUGGUGAUCCUACCCUUCAGUUUCAGCUCCAAAUGGCUUCUCAGUCCUUAUUUUAGCCUAAUUUUCUGCCAACUGUGAGAAAGAGCUAAGAUCAGAGCUUGGCAAGCAUACAGACAUUUUGUAGAUGGCAACAAUCUUGUUAAAACAUUGGGUACCCCAGAGGAUUGCCCUUUUAGUGUACACACACACACACACACACUCUCUCUCUCUCUCUCUCUCUCUCUCUCUCUCUCUCUCUCUCUCUCUCUCUCUGUCUCUCUCUCUCUCUCUCUCUCUUUCUCUGUUUCUCCAACUGUGACUUUUAAGUCUUUGAGGCUGGGUCUCUUUAAAGAAUUAGUUUAAAAGCCAAAGCCAACGUCAUUACUCCAUUUCUCUCAGCACAGGGAGAAGAUUUAGAUCAUAGCCUUCUAGCUGAAGUUCAUUCCAUGCUGUCUCCUGCAACUGUGAAGACAUAGCUUACACAGUGGGGGCUGUUGUCUUUCAAAAGGCCGAGUUCUUAGAACCCGAGGGUUCAGAACCCGAGGGUUCAGGUUAGAAAGUGGCGAGUUUAGGCAACUAACAAUAGGUUAUGAUAGAUUAUUCCCGUGGGGCACUGCAGUGAAGGUUUGCAUUGUUAGAAGAAGCAGUCCUGGGCAGGCCACUGACUUAUUUGUUGUCUCAUGGAUUUCCAGGAAUAUGACCUACAAGACCUACAAAUCCAUCUACUGGAGUUCAAUCUUUUGGCCUACAAUUGCUUUUUCAGAAACUCUAUAAACACAGAAGCAACAUUUAACACAAGAGAUUUCCCCUAGUAAUUUUUAGCUCAAACCCAAGAGCCAAGAAUGAGGAGCCAAAUUGGGAUGGAUGCCUUUUCACACAGACAUGGGAAUUCAGUACAAAAAAUAUUAUUAUUCUUUUGAAAUUCUAGGUAGCUCCAUUUGAUCUUCAUCUUUAUUUUAUUGGGACCAAAAGAGGAAGUACCUUCAGAAAGCUGCUUUGAUAUAGAAGAAUCUAUUCAUAUACCUGCCGUUCUCAUAGGUGUAGUUUUGUUUUACAUCUCUUAUCCAACUGUUCUUUUAGGAAGACUCCUGGGUUAGUCCUUUGAAGACACCCUCAAGCUCUAUUACUGAAGACACCCAUGUGGCCUCUGUUGUGUUCUGCCAACCCUGCUGUCAAUAGGCAUGGCCAUUCCUGUACACCACGAACUGGCCUAUGGAGACACAAUAUGCAUGCUGUGAAUGUGCUUCCAGAGGUUUGCUGCUUACGAAUGGCAGCUCUAUACCUCCUAAAAAUCUCAGCAGUCGGGGUAAGGGGAACAAAUGGGAAGAACACUUGCUUUCUGUUACCUUUUUGCUUUUCUCCCAUGGCAGUCACCCAUCAAGACUUGCUUGUACCCUAAAAUCCCAAGCAGCUUCAUGGUUUCCUUAGAUUGUACUGACUCCAACAAACCCCGUGGUGUGGUCGCCAGUAGCUGUUCACAGUCCUUGGAGAUAUGGACAAAUCACAAUAGGAUUCUCAGUCUCCCAUAGUCCAUGGGUGUUAGGAACAAAGACGCCAUUUGAUAGCUGGCUUUGUUAGCUGGCUGUAGCACAAGACUGAUAGUGGAGCACAGGGACAUCUUCCCACCCCAUCUUUACACCUAGGUGUGCUGGAGAUCGUGUAACAUGACAAGGUUAGCCUAGACAGAUGAUGUGGCUGCCCAUGCCCUUUUGGUCCCUAGCUCUGCAAGUCCAUCUCUAAGCAGCCAGGUGCCUCCUGUUCUGAUGCCACAUGUAGGACCCCAGCCCCAGAGUGCAAUGUUCACCUUUGUUGUGCCUCACUUGAAAUGGUGCUUCAACUGUUUGCUUUUAUUUGUAAGGUGCUGUAUAUACAUUGAAUAUAUGCACAUACUCUACCCAAUGGGUAGAACAAGAAAUUAAUACUGUAAUAUAUUGUAUACUUGUUUUACCAGAAAUGGCAUAGAACUUAUGAAUGCCUAUGUACUCCACCUUUUGGAAGGAAACUUGCAAAUGAUUACAGAUAGUCUGUGUAGUUUAUUUUCCUAUUGAAUAUAUUAACACCAUGGAAUGAAGUCUGAACAAGCAGGCAGCAGCUUAUGACCAGCACACACACAGGAACUGAGUUGCACCUUUGCUCUGAAACCCUUUAGCAGGUUCUAAGAAGUUUUUAUUUUAAUCCCUUUAGAAAUAGACCAGUUUGACUAUAUUUUAGUGGGGAGGGAGGUUGCUUUUUCAGCUUGUCCUGUCGCAGGCCUUCUCUCUCCCUGUUGUGUCAGUGUCAGGCCUCAGUGGGAUGUGCAAACCUUUGAAGACACCCACGGUGUCAGGAAAGUGAGUAACCUACAGCAGUGGCUGGCUAUUCAGCCUCAGGGCACUUGUGACCAUUUGUGUCCCCUGUUUCUGUGCCUUGUCUUAUAAAUGGAAGCUAUGGAGCCAAUGAACUGUCCGGAAUUUGUAGGGAGAGUGUGCCUCAGAAAACAUCUAUCGGGGAAUACUAUUAGGGUAGGGAAAAUAUUUUGAGUUGUCAUUAGAGAAUUGCCCACCAGUUGCGUACAGAUGCGUAGGUCCACUCCUAUUGUGUUCUGUGGUGGUCUUGACCUCUAAAACAAUUAGGUGCUACGAUCAGGUAGGAGGUCCUACCAUCAGUUAGGUUACAUGUAAGGCUGCAUGAAAACUUACAUUUCUCUCUUACAGUUCCAGUUUAGUUUUUAGUGUCCAAUUGGCACUUUAAGUUCCUUUGUUUCUUCUUCUCCUCCUCCUUCUCCCGCUUCUCCUCAUUCUUCUUCUCUUUCCUUCCCUCCCUCCCUCCCUCCCUCCUUUCCUCUUUCUCUCUCUCUAGUAUAGAAGCCUUGAUGUCCAUUAAAACCAUCAUGAAUACUAUGCUAUCCAUAAAGGCAAUCCAUGGAAUGCUGGCAUCCAAUCUAAUCCAGUAUGUCACCAGGUGAUAUUUGAUUAAUUCCAUGCUUCUUAUUUGUUCUGUGAUAUGUGCUCUGACUUUGAAAGUCAGGAAAAAUUGCCCCAAGCUAUUACUAAUUAUUCUUAAUAUGUAACUCUUAAUGCCAGUUUGCUCCUCUUUAAUGCUUGCCUGCGAGAGCUGGGCAACAAUGACAGUGGAUACCUCUAAAUCCCAUCCAAGACGAAGUUAAAUGCCUGUCUACUGCAGGACACACCCUCAGGAUUCCUGAGGUCUAGAGCCGAGGAUUGAUUGCUGUCAGAAAAUGGGCACUCUGAGCACCAGAAUGUUCUGGACUCACGAGUGAGAUGUGUGACCAGCCAGACUGCUUCCUGCAGACCCAGCCCUGGCUGAGCAUUUCUCUCAGUGAUGCUGGUUCUGUCUGCAGUGCUUGCCUUUCAAAAAUCUGUUUCAACCAAUAUCCUUGAGUAUAACGCUGUUUUAAAAAUAUAUACACUACCCACAACAUUUAGUUCAUUAAUUUUUAUUAUAAAGAAAUCUACUAAAAAAGUACAACUGUAUUUGCAUCUUCCAACCCUUUGUGAGCUAUGAUAAUCAGAAGUCAAAGAGUCCCUUUGUGUUUAAAUGACCAUAUGCUUCCUCUUUACCAUAAUUCCUGGUUAUAUACGGGAAAUGAUUCACAACUGUCAUCCACCUGCAUCUUUUGCCCAGGUGGUGAUGCAGUUUAGACUUCAGGUCUGUAAUUGCAAUACUUUUGAUGAAAGAUGUUGCACAAGUGCUGUUUGUUAGUUAUGAAAUCAGGUUUCUGCUUGUUCUUAAUGCCAUGGUCAAAUCAUAGCACAAAAUCAUUAAAAAUAAUCAGUGACAAAUAA
Messenger RNA from Mesocricetus auratus (golden hamster), 7647 nucleotides. RefSeq names its product low density lipoprotein receptor class A domain containing 4 (gene Ldlrad4). Gene Ontology annotation, biological process: negative regulation of transforming growth factor beta receptor signaling pathway. Gene Ontology annotation, molecular function: R-SMAD binding. The transcript has 6 exons. Bases 744 to 1664 code for a protein of 306 amino acids. Lineage: Eukaryota; Metazoa; Chordata; Mammalia; Rodentia; Cricetidae. The record is from RefSeq and is a predicted model, not a curated record. Gene Ontology annotation, cellular component: early endosome membrane; Golgi membrane.